AUGCUUGAAGAGCAAGACCUCCUGGCAGUUGAAGAUGAAUGGGAAGCAGACCACGAAGAUGAUCCGGACUAUAUGGUGGACGAGGAGGUCAAUAUCGAGGACCUGCGACUAAAUAGCGAGAGCGACGACGAUAAUGAUAGCGGUGAUGACGACUAUGAAGAUAUGCCUUUAUCCGACAAUGAGCUCGAAGACGUCAGCGCUGAAGCCGAAGAGCACGCGCGCUGUAACGACGGUCUGGCCGAUGCCGACGGCGGGCAUCUCAAGCGAGCGGAGUUCCGAGAGUUGCCAGCAGUGAGCCAGCGGGUGUACGAUAUAUACAAACGCAAUGGCUGGCCAUAUGAGGUUUUUGACGUCCAACGCUGCCGAUCCGAGCUAUUUGAUCUCCAAGCAGAAGAGCAGAGCCGCAGAGCGAGAGCUAAACUUUCGGCCAGCCGUCCGUCGAUGAUGAGGGAGGAAUGCCCGUCGAUAACGAGGGAGGAAUGGUGCGAAGAGCGGCGCCAGCUGAUGAAGGAGAAGGUGCUAGCCGAGGGAAAGGUUUGGGAUGAAGCAAAGGAGAUGUCGCGAUCGGCAGAGGAGUAG
This is a messenger RNA of Zymoseptoria tritici IPO323, 579 nucleotides long. RefSeq lists its product as uncharacterized. NCBI's taxonomy places the organism in Eukaryota, Fungi, Ascomycota, Dothideomycetes, Mycosphaerellales, Mycosphaerellaceae. The coding region runs from base 1 to 579 and encodes 192 amino acids. The transcript has a single exon. The record is from RefSeq and is a predicted model, not a curated record.